GUUAAAACAACAAAAACAACAACAGAUUUUGAUUUCGAUCUCAUGCAUGAUGGAAGGUUGGAUUGGUAACACUGACAUUGAGAUUCAAAAUACGACUACAAUAUCUCCAACAACCUUAUCUCCAAAUAUGACAACUUUAUCAUCACUUGUGACUACAAUAUCUCCAAAUAUAACAACUUUAUUUCCAAAUGUGACAACCAUUCCUCCUGACUGUGACACAUCACCAGCUUUUGUGGGAUACAUAGCUGCUGCUGUUGCUGUCCUUUGCUAUGGAACCAACUUUGCCCCUGUGAAGAAGUUUGAAACUGGAGAUGGAAUGUUUUUCCAGUGGAUUGUAUGCAGUGCCAUUCUGCUUUCUGGCAUGGUUUUACAAAUAGUUAGACAAAGCACAUUUUACCCAAUAGUAAUGGUGGGAGGAGUCCUCUGGGAAACAGGUAACAUCAUGGUUGUUCCCAUCAUCAAAACUAUUGGACUAGGCCUGGGACUGUGUAUCUGGGGCAUGGUCAACCUCCUCAGUGGUUGGGCCACAGGAAGGUUUGGUUUAUUUGGUAUUGACAAAGAGGUUCCAGACGAUCCCACCAUGAACUAUGUUGGUGUAGCAGUGGCAGUUUCCAGUGCUGUGGUGUUUUCCUUUGUGAAGAGCACAGUAAAGGCCCCAACUGAUGGUGACCAGGCCGACCAAGAGCAGGAAGCUGAUGCCUUAAUAUCAAGUACAUUCGGUAACCCAAAUGAUUCCUUGUACUCGACAGCAAGUGGACAGGAGGAUUUACUGUUUAAUAGACCUGCAAAGUCCAUAAAUGGUUUUGGCAAUGAGUCUCGUGAUGGUACCUUCCUUGACCGACUUUCCCCAAACAUGAAGAGAUUUGUGGGUAUUUUACUAUCAGUUAUAUCAGGACUUCUGUAUGGACAGAUCUUCACACCGUCCCUGUAUGUCCAAAGUGACAGUCAAACUUAUCCUUCAGCUAGUAAAAACGGUCUGGAUUACGUAUUUGCCUGUUUCUGUGGGAUCUACUUAUCCAGUACUGUGUAUUUCUGUAUAUACGCCCUAAUCAGGAAGAACCAGCCUCGUGUGUAUCCUCGCGUCAUUGUACCAGGAAUCAUCUCGGGCAUUAUGUGGGCAGCAGCCACAGCCUCCUGGUUCCUCGCCAACAGGAUCCUGUCAGAACCAGUAGCUUUCCCUAUCAUUACCACACUUCCCUCUGUGGUGGCCUCAAUUCUCGGCAUCUUCGUCUUUAAGGAAAUCAGGGGAAAAAGAAAUAUACUAAUAUUACUGCUUGGAUUUUGUAUGGCUGGGUCUGGUGCAGUGUUAGCAGGAUUAUCAAAACACGGUAACAAGUGUCAUCCCUAACACAAGACUUAACAAUAAAAAGCAAAAGUUAACAUAUGUGGUGUUUGCUAGACCUCUCACAUUAUGUACAAAAUGCAGUGGUCGAUUCUGCCGUAAACAAGUGUCCUCUCAAAUCACAACAGGCAAUGACCUGAAGAAAAAGGUAGCAAAAUAUGGAAUGUAUUCAUUGUGUCGGUGUGAAUGAGAGAAAGUGUCUCGUCUAACAUGAGACAUUUCAACACAGUAAUCAUUACUACUGUGAAUACAUGGAAUAGGAAACAUUUCCAUCACAAAUACGAGGAGCAUCUUUUCAAACAUUGCAAGCUACAAGUCAAGGAACCACGGAAAGUAAACCCAAUAUACAUGAGACACUGUAGUGAAUGGAUGGUAGUGGCUUAUAACAAACUAAAAAUGACUGAAGAAUAUGACGAGAUGUCACAAACUGCAGCAGUGAUUGUUGCGACCAUGCAAAUAUUAAGUGUAAAGUCUGAUGGAGCACAUACAGAAAUUAUACAUCUGUGAUAUUGACAUGGAGUGUCGUUGAUCCCCGGUGUGAUGGUAGAUCUGAGAAAUCACUGUUGUUUUGAUAAUGUUUUGUAUGAGAUUUCAUGACGCAUGAAUGUAUAUCGAGUAUGACACAUAUGUACAUACAUGUAUGUAGGAAACCUAUGAAACAUGCUGGUCCUGAUUUUAUUCUAGAUCUUAACUGAACUUUUUAUAAUUUUUCAGUUGUAAAAGAACAAAACUAGGUAUGAAAAUAAACCUUAACCAUUAUUGUCUCAAUAAUCUGUUUAAAUACUCCGACUAUAAUGAAACCUGUGGUGUAGGGCUGUGUUAAUCUUGGUAAUGUUCAACUUGUUUUAAUCUUCAACUCAAGUACAGGAUCACUGCUGACAAAAGGAUUUUAAAGUUCAAUUAUAAUUUAUUUGAAUUGUAACAUUUCGUAAAAAUGGUAAUAUGGAUUGGGGCCACUCUGCAUUUUGAAGUGUACCUGUAGGAUGUCAUCAUGUCAAUUUCUUCAUGCCUAGCUACUGAUCUUCAUAUCAGAAACAUGUGAGGAUAAACUAUUAUAAAGGAAGAAACCUAAUAUGUUGUCCAAGUCUCUGCAGACAUUGUCAGUGAAGGAAUUCGGGUGAAUGUAACUAUCACACAUUUCUCUUCUAUUUCAUUGUAAUGAUAAUACAGAACCAAUAGGUGUUAUUUAGAAAUCACUGUUACACAUUUACAUUUCCAUACAUGUAUGGGACGUAGAGUGACGUCACCAAUAGACACCAUCAUAUUGCCAAAGAUCGGACUACCCGACGUUGUGUUAUGACGACAUUGUAAUUUUUAUAUUGACUUUUAUCUUAGUUUUUGUGACAAACUUAUAUCUUACUUUUAUAUACAUUACAAGCAUUGAUGAUUACCUCAUUACGUUAAUCUCCUCACUGAACCUCUUGUGAAUCUUUUCUUACAAUAUUCUGUUCAUAAGCUAUACAAUAUACAGUAUCUGUGAAAUAUGUAAAUAUGUUUUUUUCAUUGGCAUUUUUAAUUUGGUUUUUUUACAAUAAACACUUUCUUUGACAAA
Ylistrum balloti is the source of this 2894-nucleotide messenger RNA. Its product is annotated as transmembrane protein 144-like. Bases 47 to 1348 code for a protein of 433 amino acids. NCBI's taxonomy places the organism in Eukaryota, Metazoa, Mollusca, Bivalvia, Pectinida, Pectinidae. The record is from RefSeq and is a predicted model, not a curated record. Gene Ontology annotation, cellular component: membrane. Gene Ontology annotation, molecular function: carbohydrate transmembrane transporter activity. The transcript has 11 exons. Gene Ontology annotation, biological process: carbohydrate transmembrane transport.